CUUCUCGUUUCUUUCUUUCUUUCAUUCUUUUUAUUCCACUAUGCAGCAUUAGCUGCUGUCAGAAGGGUUUUGCUGCCAGUCCGGACUUGUUCAGACGGCAGCUCAUGAUCGCAGAUCAAGUUAUUUGUUGUUUAAAGCGACAGAAAGUGAAAGUAAGUCGAAAUUUAUCUUCCCCUGAAGAGACUGUGGAGAUUCACCUGCUUCUGGGAAAAUGGUUCACGGACAUUUCCUGGCUGUUUUCGUCUCUUUACUUCAUUUAGUUGCUGCAGAGAAUGUGAAAUAUGCCCUCCUGGGUCAGACAGUCAUUCUGAAUCCACAAAUCAAGGCAUCUGGUGCAAAUAACUUCCUGUGGAAACACAACAGGGACAAAGUGGUGGAGUUUAAUAGAAACGAGCAGCUUGAGUACCCACCGUUUAAAGAUAGGAUCACAUUGGACUGGCACACUGCAGCGCUGGAGAUCACCGACCUCAGAUACGAAGACAGUGGAGACUAUGAACUGGGGGUGUUUGUGAAGAAAGAAUUCACAUCUUUCCCUUUCAAACUAAAGGUCAUUGGUAAAGUAUCCAAACCUUCCAUAUCCUGUGAGAUAGAAGACACCAGCUCUGAUGAAUCUGGAAACCGGGCCUCACUGAAAUGCUCUGCAGAAUCCAGCCGUUCUGAGUCCUUAAUGAAGUUUGAAUGGAGCUGGCGUGGCAGCAUGCAGCCCGGCCCAAAUUUAACAAUCCCUCUGGGGGAUGAGAAUGAUGAGGAAGAGUACAGUUGUACUGUGAGCAACCCGAUGUCCAGAGAGACGACGACUUUCUCUGCAAGGAGCUGCUACUCUGAGACGAAUUUAACUGGGAUCAUUGUCGGGUGUGUCAUUGCUGUCCUUCUGGUGGUUUUGCUGCUAUUCCUGAAACGAAGACGACGUAAACCAGAACAAAACAGAAGUGACCCUGAACAAAAUCCUUUACUGAAUACACAGCCCACCUCUCAGUCUCCUCCACAACCAGCAGGCUUUGCUGAAGAGAACGACGACACAGAGUCGGUUGAUGUGAAGAAAACGACACAAAAUUUUCAAGAGAUGAUCGAUGAGCAUCAGAAUUCCACUCCUGCUAAACCUCCUGGUCCUGGCAAACCUUUGUCUCCAUUGAAAUUGAAUUUUUCAGUCACAUCUCAAGAGGGUGGCAUCGAUGAACAGAAAAAAGAGAACAACUUGGAUCAAGUCAGUGGAGAACUUCCACAAAACCCUGCUGGAGAGUCAAGCUUGGAGGAGAAAAACCAGUCAGAUGAGGAAAACAGAAGUGACCCUGAGCAAAGAACUUUAAAUGGUGGACUUUCCACCUCUCAGUCUCCUCUGCAAUCCCCAGACUGUGCUCAAGAGGAUGACGACACAGAGCCAGAUAAAGGCAUCAAUUCUCCUCCUGGUAAACCACCUCGUUCUCCCACACCACCGUCUCCACCUGCACCGGACCCUUCAAACACACCUGAUGAGGGUGGCAUCGAUAAACACAAGGAAGACAACAACUCGGAUCAAAUCAAUCGAAAACUUCCACAAGACACCGCUGGAGAGUCGAGCUUGGAGGAAGGAAAACAGCAGACGGAGGUUCUCCAAGGGUCAAAACCUGAAGUCCCUCAUAUAGGUAUUGAUAUCCCAAAUGUUGCAGAUACAGCAGCUGCUAAUCAGGCAGAAAAGGACAACACUGUGUCUAACAGUCAGUCAACCAGCGACAAUGAGGCAAGUGACACAAAAGAGGAACCUGCUGGUCAACAAGAGGACCAGGUCCCUGUAAAUCCAACACCUGAAGACGCCAAAGACUCAGAGAUGAGUCUGGCUGCUGAUGGAGUCGGAGACUCUCCAACAGAGACGCAAACUUCAGGACAGAUAGAAAAUGAACCCGACCCAGAGAACAGCAAACAAGAAGAGAAAAAAAAUACUAAAGACGAUCAAGAAGAAAAUCAGCAGCCUGAGAGUCAACGAAGCUCAAGACAAGGAAUUCAUGACUCUUUAAAAUCAGCUGGUAUCUCUACUGAUGAAACUGACAAACAAGACAAAGUCAGUUCCAGGCGCAGCAGUCAGUCUGAGAAUAACUCCAAAGAGACUGGAGGAGAUGAAGGUGAAAGACAAGAUGAACAAAGAGACGUUGAUGCCAGUGAACAUGUUGAUAGUGCAAACUCAGUUUCAGAUAAAGUGAUCGAUCCUCCUGCUCCAGCCACUAGAGAACCUUCUCAAAACCCUGCUGGAGAGUCAAGCUUGGAGGACAAAAACCAGUCAGACGGAGGAAAGACAAGUGACCCUGAGCACAAAAGUAAUGCCAGCACAGAGCCAGGCCCUGGGAAAGAAGGUGCAGCAUCAAGCAGCGGUCCAGAGGGGGCAGAUAAAGGCAUCAAUUCUCCUGGUAAACCACCUCAUACUCCCACACCACCGUCUCCACCUGCACCGGUCUCUUCAAACACACCUGAUGAGGGUGGCAUUGAUAAACACAAGGAAGACAACAACUCGGAUCAAAUCACUGGAAAACUUCCACAAGACACCGCUGGAGAGUCGAGCUUGGAGGAAGGAAAACAGCAGACGGAGGUUCUCCAAGGGUCAAAACCUGAAAUCCCUCAUAUAGGUAUUGAUAUCCCAAAUGUUGCAGAUACAGCAGCUGCUAAUCAGGCAGAAAAGGACAACACUGUGUCUAACAGUCAGUCAACCAGCGACAACGAGGCAAGUGACACAAAAGAGGAACCUGCUGGUCAACAAGAGGACCAGGUCCCUGUAAAUCCAACACCUGGAGACGCCAAAGACUCAGAGAAGAGUCUGGCUGUUGAUGGAGUCGGAGACUCUUCAACAGAGACGCAAACUUCAGGACAGAUAGAAAAUGAACCCGACCCAGAGAACAGCAAACAAGAAGAGACAAAAAAUACUAAAGACGAUCAAGAAGAAAAUCGGCAGCCUGAGAGUCAACGAAGCUCAAGACAAGGAAGCCAUGACUCUUUAAAAUCAGCUGGUAUGUCUACUGAUGAAACUGACGAACAAGACGAAGUCGGUUCCAGGCGCAGAAGUCAGUCUGAGAAUAACUCCAAAGAGACUGGAGGAGAUGAAGGUGAAAGACAAGAUGAACAAAGAGACGUUGAUGCCAGUGAACAUGUUGAUAGUGCAAACUCAGUUUCAGAUAAAGUGAUCGAUUCUCCGGCUCCAGCCACUAGAGAACCUUCUCAAAACACUGCUGGAGAGUCAAGCUUGGAGGACAAAAACCAGUCAGACGGAGGAAAGACAAGUGACCCUGAGCACAAAAGUAAUGCCAGCACAGAGCCAGGCCCUGGGAAAGAAGGUGCAGCAUCAAGCAGCGGUCCAGAUGGGGCAGAAGGAAACAAAGGUGACUCUGAUAAAGGAAAGGUGAACAACAAAGAGUCAGAGUCUGGGAAAUAAGAUUCAGCACCAAGCAACAGUUCAGAUGGGCCAGAUAAAGACAUCAAUUCUCCUCCUGGUGAACCACCUCAUACUCCCAAACCACCAUCUCCACCUGCACCGGACCCUUCAAACCAGGGGCGUUACCAGGUGGAGCCGCUGGACCCCGCCGCGCGUGCUGUGGUCCGCCCCUCCAUGAUGUAUGCUUUAUCCAGUUCAUCUAUGCUGCCAUUAGCGGAAGCCCGCACCGUGCCGCCCACUUCUGGUCCGAUGACACAUGUCAGUCGCGAACAUGUGGCCCCGCGGUCCGACGCCGCUGAACGGUCAGACGCUCUGUCACAAUCAGCAGAUUGGGAGUCCAACAAGCUCAACACAAGGAAGUCAUGACUCUUUCACAUCAGCUAGUUCCACGACUGAUGAGGCUGACUAACAAGACAGUCAGUUCCAGUCGCAGCAGUCAGUUUGAGAUUAUCUCUGAAGAGGCUGGAGGAAAUGAAGAUGAAAGACAAAAUCAACAAAGAGGCGUUGAUGCCAGUGAACAUGGGGAUACACAAGAUUACCAAAGUGUCACUUACAGCCACUGCUGGUAAUGCAGACCCGAAGGAGGAAAGACACACAUUAAAGCUUCAAAAGGACAAAGAAGGAAAAAACACACCAAGACUUGUGCAUGGAGUCCCUCACAAGACAGAUGAACACAAAGAAGAAGACAGUUGAAGAGAGGGAGCCAAAGGGAGUCCAAUAUUUGCUCAGUGACUGCAGUAAAUAGCUGAAGUUGAUAUAAAGAGCCUCUGAUAACAUAAUCAUCUGUGUCUCAGUGGCCUGAAGAGAGGAGGGAGGUUCACUGCUGCGUUUCCCUUUUUAAUGUGAUUUAUAUCUUCAGAAACACUCAUAUCAGUGUCUCAGCAAAAAGAAGUUAUUAUACAUGAUAGGUAAAUCUUAGUAAGCAUUUUUGAGAUAUCAUAGAUCUUCUGUGCUCUCCUCAGCCUCACAGGGUUUUCUUCCAGAGAACAGAGGAGAUCCUCCUGUCUUUUCACCAUUUAACUUUUACUCUUUUCAUUCUUUUCUAAUGUGUCUUAUUAGCUAAUUUGUCUUUGCUUUUACUGACACAAUACUGCAUGAUUGAUGAUGAGAAUGUUUAUAUUUAAAGUGGUUUUUUUUACCUUAAAGGUGCAUUAAGGAGUUUUUCAACUUUAAAAAUGAUGUGUACAAUGUGCCCUGACAUAUUCAUUACAAGUACCUCUAACAGCGCUAAAUUGUCCCUU
Molecule: messenger RNA, 4635 nt
Organism: Salarias fasciatus (jewelled blenny)
Lineage: Eukaryota; Metazoa; Chordata; Actinopteri; Blenniiformes; Blenniidae
Exons: 19
Coding region: 212-3394 (1060 amino acids)
Cellular component (GO): membrane
Source: RefSeq, a predicted model, not a curated record